Molecule: messenger RNA, 3141 nt
Organism: Schistosoma turkestanicum
Lineage: Eukaryota; Metazoa; Platyhelminthes; Trematoda; Strigeidida; Schistosomatidae
Source: the annotation of a GenBank genome assembly
CCGCAUUGUAAGGUUUUUCAAGUGUUUUAUUUGCAGAAGCGUAUAACGUGCAGUUUGCAUUUUAAAUCAGGGACUUAAUAUCUUCUGAAGUUAUGCCAUUGUCUCCAGUCUCCAGCAAAUUUACUGUUGCUCUUUGCGUACUGAAUCAAUGGGCUCUUGACUUCAAUGGAAAUACUGAACGUGUAAUUGAAAGUAUUAAGACUGCCAAACGUUUGGGAGCCAAGUAUAGAGUUGGUCCAGAACUAGAGGUCUCAAGUUAUGGAUGUGAAGAUCAUUUCCAUGAACUAGAUACUUAUACUCAUUCAUGGCAAUGUAUUGCAAAAAUCUUGCAUGAAACAAAUGAAAAUGUUGAAAUGCAGGAUAUUGUGUGUGAUAUUGGAAUGCCAGUUUUACUAGGAGGUGUAGCUUAUAACUGCAGAAUUCUGUUGUUAAAUGGGACUGUUCUACUAAUACGACCGAAAUUGGUCCUUGCUGACGAAGGAUUGCAUAGAGAAUCUCGUUGGUUUACACCUUGGCCUCAUCACCAACAAAUCAUCGACUUUGAGUUGCCCGAAAUAGUCCGUAAAGUUACCAAGAAUUCACAGUCAGUAACAGCUUUUGGUGAUGCUAUUUUACGAUUUUCUGGAGAUGGCUAUUCUGAAUAUGUAAAAAUAGGCUUGGAAACAUGCGAAGAACUUUGGACGGGAACACCACCUCAUAUGGAUAUGUAUGCAGCUGGUGUUGAUGCUGUACUGAAUGCUAGUGCUAGUCACCACGAACUACGUAAACUAAAUAGAAGAAUAGAACUAGUGAAAUCUGCCAGCAGAGCAAACGGGGGUGGAUUGUAUGCAUAUACAAACCUUCGGGGAUGUGACUCUGGGAGGGCUUGUUACGAUGGUUGUGCAUUAGCUGCUAUUUCCGGUCAGCUGAUUCAUAUGAGCCCACAGUUUGGAUUUGGAGAUGUCUCCGUUGAAACUGUCACUGUUUGCUUGAAUUCUCUCAGAUCAAAACGAAUUACUAGUCGUUGUUUUGGACGCGCAGCUGCAGCUAUUGCAGCUAAGAAAUAUGAUACAUUUGGCAUUGCGCACAAUCAUUAUCCAGUAGUUAAGGUUGAUUUCAAUCUCUGCCAUAGUGAUCAUUGGUCUCACCAAUCCUUACAGCCACACCUUAAUACUCGUAUUCUCUCACCUUCAGAAGAGAUUUCUUGUGGUCCUGCAUUGUGGUUGUGGGAUAAUUUACGCCGAAGCAAGUCUUCAGGAUUUUUUCUUUGCCUUAGUGGAGGUUUGGACAGUGCAGCAGUUGCGUGUAUUGUGUUCUUUCUUUGUAAUCAAAUAUUUCAAGCUGUAAGACAAGGUAACUCGUCCGUUACCCACGACUUACGUAUUAUCUUGAAUGAGUCGGAUAAAUAUAUUCCUGAGAGUGGUCGUCAGUUGUGCUCUCGUCUACUAACAACGUGUUUUAUGUCAAGUCAGAACAGCUCUACGCAUACAAGAUUACGCGCUGAUCGUUUAGCUAAACUUAUAGGUUCAAAUCACUUAGAAACCGAUAUUACACCAGUGGUAAAAGAAUUUGUCCAUAUGGCUUCCAAAACUUUGAAUCUUGCUCAACCACCUCGUUUCACUGUUCAUGGAGGUUCAAGUAAAGAGAGUUUAGCUCUUCAAAAUAUUCAAGCUAGAAGUCGUAUGGUUUCAGCAUACUUACUGUCUCAAUUAAUACCAUGGGAUCGGAAUUUGCCAUCAGGUCUGUUAGUUUUAAGUAGCGCGAAUCUAGAUGAAGGACUAAGAGGUUAUUUAACGAAAUAUGAUUGUUCUAGUGCAGACUUGAAUCCAAUUGGAAGCAUUAGCAAAUUAGAUUUGCGCUUAUUUAUUUCCUACUGUGCUCAAACGUUUCCUAAUUAUAUGGAUUCUGAGAGUGGAGUAAAACUUUCAGAGGUAUUGCUAGAGAUUUUAUCUGCUCAUCCAACAGCUGAAUUGCUGCCACUUCAGCCUAACGGUGAGAUUAGUCAGACGGACGAAUGUGAAAUGGGGUUAACCUACGACGAACUAUCACUAUUCGGUAGACUUAGGAAAAUAUCCAAUUGUGGACCUUAUAGCAUGCUAGAAUCAUUACUGGACGGUAGUUGGAUACUAAUAAAGAAGGUUAUACCUGGUAGUUGUUUUCAAGAUGAAAAACCUGGCGCUGGACUUGCUCAAUAUCUUAGUGAAAAAGUGAAGUUGUUUUUUCGUUUCUAUGCAAUAAAUCGUCAUAAGGCUACAACUUUGCCACCGGCUUAUCACACUGAGGCAUAUAGUGCUGAUGACAAUCGGUUUGAUUUUCGGCCGUAUUUGUAUCCUACUGAUUGGGAUUGGCAAUUCACAUGUUUAGACUUAUUGGUACAGAAAUGGGUAGAACAAUUCAAGUAAAUUUGUUCGCAUCGUUUUAUACCUGAACUUGUUUACUGGGACGCUUUCUGGAUCCUAGUCAACCUAUAUAAUUUAGAAACAUUUGUAUAUUUUCUCGCAAUCACUUUUCGAAAUUUUUCUUCAUUUUUUAGUAUAAUACUUUCACUAGUUUUCUUAUAUAAUAGCUGUUGUGUACAAUAACUAUACUUAGCGCCAAGUAACUUUCCAGUGAUUGUAAGACCGUGACGAGAGAGUAAAAUCGUACUAUGAUUUCGGCGUUGCAUUAAGAUAACAUGGCUGGGGAAUUGCAAUGUUAUAUAUGUUGAUCAUUUUGUUCAGCGUGCAACUUUGUAUCAGCUUUUUUUGUUUUAAAUCUACAGAUACUUUAAUCUGAUUUUGCAAACUACGAUCACGUAAAUCCUAUCCUUCUACAAAUAUUCAUGAAUCUUUCGACUGCCAUUGAUUUUAUGAACAAUACCAUAGUAUUGUUAAACAUAAAUUAAAAUAUUCAAAGCAAACUAAUCCAAAAUGCUUUGUAAUCGUAUUUCAAGAUAGUCGCGUAUUUACCAUAGAGGCUUCUGACAAGUAAACAGGAAAAGUCACGCUCACUAACGUUCUUUGAACUUCUCUCGAAAAAUUGUGCGUUAUCGAUAUUGAGCUGACCAGUACCAUACUGACAAAGAUACUCUGGGAUCAAUUUAUUAAGAUAUAACUUUACUAAAUAGGAGCAUGUAACCACCCCUAUCAAAAGUAGAUCUUCGGGAGUGAUAGUAUCAAGCAC